This is a messenger RNA of Marasmius oreades (fairy-ring Marasmius), 3566 nucleotides long. RefSeq lists its product as uncharacterized. Gene Ontology annotation, cellular component: nucleus; Z disc. The record is from RefSeq and is a predicted model, not a curated record. The transcript is spliced from 4 exons. NCBI's taxonomy places the organism in Eukaryota, Fungi, Basidiomycota, Agaricomycetes, Agaricales, Marasmiaceae. The coding region runs from base 205 to 2952 and encodes 915 amino acids. Gene Ontology annotation, molecular function: transcription coregulator activity.
GCACCUUUUCCGGAAUUUUUUUGUCAUACAUCCCAAAACGCAUGGCAUCUGGUUUCGCCUGACCUCCACAAUUCCUUUUCCCUCUUGACCCUGUCCGGACUAGGUCUCUUUCGUUCCUUUCUGCACCCUUCUCCUGAACGACCUACACGACCUUGAACGGUCCUCAACGCCGUGAUUACGACCCUCCCCACAAAGAUAGACAAUAUGGCCACAGCUCUUGCUCCUCCAUCUUCUGAUACUGGCAGGAUCUCUCAAUUACUUCCCACUGUGAAAUGCUCUAUUUGCAACGAACCCGUGCGUUUAGCAGACCUAGGAGAGCAUAUUUGUCCUUCAUCCUCGCCGUCCUCGAAGCUGACUUCGAAAAUAUCCCGGAUGAUGUCUCCUGGUCCUCGUUCUAGUCGCACGACCAGAACGAGUUUUUCGACUAUGAGGAGUCGUUCAGCUUCGAGUGUAUCAAGCGCUUACAGUGAGUUUCCUCUAGCGAUUCCUCCAGUAUCGUCACCUCCGCCACUGCCCAAGACCUCCCCCCCGUCACAAUCAACACAUCCUAUCAGUCACCCGUACCCUGCAUCUCUCCGUGACCGUAGUUAUUCUACGGUUUCGAAUUCCCCUCGUUCACCCCGUACUCCUCCUCCAAGUUCCCGCUCACCCCCUCAUCCUCAACCAAUACUGCCAUCGCUAUCUCGCUCCCCUGCUCCUACUCCAUCCCCAGGUCCGAUUCCGUUGACACCGCCACCAGCGACGUUUUCUCGUGUAGAAACAUCACGCACUCCCGCAUUUCCACCUCAACAUUCUCCUCGUACUGACGCUCGCCUUUCAUCCACGCCCUACGUUAUUUCUACACAUUCUCCUCGUCCUCUUCCUCCUAGCUCACCAGGCGUCAUAGCGACCGAUCCUCCCGGCUCUCCGUCCACACUUCAUUUCUCACAGCCAGCAACUUCACACCAUCCGGAUUCUCCAUCAUUUCCCAGUAAUCCGCUACCUCCCAUUCUGCCUCCCCAGUUUCCACCGGGGCCUUCCCGUCACACACAACAAGGCCUGCAACAUGGCCAUAGUCCCACCGGUAGCAUGUUUUCCACCCAUGGAACCAUCGUUAGGUCUCCUGAACCAGAUACGAAGAUAGGCGGUGAAGCUGGGAUGGCUGGUGUCGGAAGACGAGGGUUCGCGGCUGUAGCCGGUGCUGCGUUAUUCGUGAUACCCCGAGCUCAAGGACGGCAGGAUAUUGGUUAUCCCAUGAAUCCGAUCACCAUACCGCCCACUCAAACGCGACCUGAUCAAGCUGUUCAAAGCCGACCACAGUUUUUGGAUAUUUCCGCCGCUAACAAAGCAAUAGGUCCAUCUCUACACAGCCCCUCCACACUCUCCCCUCGAUCACCGUUAUCAUCGACCCCUACGUCUCCUACCACACCCCGCACACCCCGCACACCUGAUGCACGUACUGCACCCCCUGGACAUCCCGCUUUUCUAGUACCUGGGAGUCCUGGAGGUCACCCAAGCUCGUUACUCGCCGGAUCUCCUAGAGGCUCGCCAACUGGACCUGCAAAGCCUAGUGGUACUCCCGAUGCAUACUUCCCUCCUGAAUCCAAAUCACCCCCAUCCCAGUCGCCUCCCUCACAUACUAGAAACUUAUCUACCUCCUCGGAUGGAUCGGAAGUUGGCCUUGCGUAUACCCAGAGCGUCAGCUACGAAGACGACGAGGUGGAGGACUUUGUGAGCAGGGCGCAGAACGCGAGGAGAAGGAGGAGUACCAGUCGCGCUCGGUCUAGGCAGGACUCGAUGUCUUCAAGUACGUCGAGUGGUGGCGGGACCGGCCGAGGUGUACCACAGCGGAAAAACAGCCACACCUUGCCAGGAGAAGGAGAGAUACCUCCAUUGCCAAUCUCGUCGGGGAAAGGCCUGGAGCUUGAAACUGCCUUCAAUGCGGUUGCUGCUUCCUCGAGUGCUGACGGAAUAUCGUUGACUUCGCCCACAGAACUUUCCGUUAACUCUAUUUCAAAGUUGCACGUUCCUUUGAGGUCGAAUACUGUCCAAGGGUUAACGACGCCGAAAAGUGAAGUGGAUCCGUUUGAUUCGUUUAUGGCCAAGUUACCUAUGAGGAGCAAUACGGAGAGAGCUAGCUCGUCAAAUUAUCAACAUUAUCAUGGGAAGGAGAAAACGAUGCCAGGACUUAAUAGUACUAAAGGAGAUUCGACAAAGAGUCGAAACCGGGUGAAGUUGUGUGUUGGAUGUGAGAAGCGGAUAGAGGAUGGGAGGUGGGUUCAGGUUGACGAUGAGCAUGGGAAGGGUAAGCAGAGGAAAGGUGUGCUCUGUGAGGGAUGCUGGAAAGGGAUGUAUCUGCCCAAGUGUCGUCGAUGUCAACUACCCAUCGAGAAACACGCGAUCUCGUCAAGUGAUGGCCAGUUAAAGGGAAAAUACCAUAAGGAGUGUUUUACAUGCUUCGAGUGCAAGGCUCCAUUCCCAAACAAGACUUUCUACGUGUUCAACGACCAACCUCUUUGCGGUUAUCACUACGCGAAACAUAAUAACUCUUUAUGCAAUUUAUCCUCCUGUGCGCAACCUAUAGAAGGCCCGUGUGCAGUUGAUCAUAAGGGAGGACGGUAUCAUCCUGCACACUUCCUUUGCAUGUGGGACAGGUGUACCGAAAAGUUGGACAAAGAAUACUGGGAGGUUGACGGUAAGGUCGUGUGUGAACGACAUGCUCAGAUGCAGUUCCGACAAUCGAGAAUGUUUGGACUUGGAGGAUCGAGGAAGUCGAGGGCAUGGGCGCUUUCGUUGUAUGGGGCGGAAGGGGUGUAUGAUGGAGUACGUGAUGAGGAGGAGGAGUCGAGGUAUGAUAGCGAGGAGGAGUUUGGUGAGGAUAGCGCAGAAUGGAAAGCAAUGAAGAGGACUACGAGGUUUAUUGACCUGGGGUCAUUGGGGCUGGGAGGUACGGAAGGGCGACAGUUGAAAUGAUAUCUGUCCCUUAGCCCGCGGCCCCCCUAGUGUUCAACUCAAACCCACCCGUCCUGUCACACUGCUCGGACUUUCCUUUCUCUCUGGUUUUAUGCAUUUUUCAAUCUACGUUUAUUCGAUGCACUUAUCUUUAUUCAUUUUUUUGCAUAUUUCCUUUCAUUUCCUUGAUUACAUCCUCUUUCUUGGGCCCUGUUUUUGCCAUUUUGCUAUUGAUUGCGCCCGCGUGAAACCUCCACUCGACUUCGCAUUUAUUAACCAUUUCACUAAUUGUCGUACCUUUUCCUGUUUUCACUUUUCCUUCGUUGUGCGCGCCCUUUUGGCCUUCAAACGGAGUCCUCGUCUAUCUCUACACCUCUACUGCCUAUGUCCGGACUAUCUUUCCCUUCGUUUCUAUGCAUGACCUAGGACUUAUCUGCCUUACCGUUCAUUGCCUCUUACCCAUCCACCCAACAAAAGUACUUCGCUCGUUUAAGACUUUUUCAUUCAUUUACUGUCCACGCUCGCUUUUUGUUAUCCUCAGCCAUUUGCCUCUGAAUUUCGUCUGUUGUUGCCGAUGGGAAUUAAACGUGUAUUUAUUAUUUACUAUUUUUUUGCGACUAUACGCCUCUCUUGGG